This is a messenger RNA of Marmota flaviventris (yellow-bellied marmot), 1866 nucleotides long. It is a transcript of the gene Micu2, whose product is annotated as mitochondrial calcium uptake 2. Gene Ontology annotation, biological process: mitochondrial calcium ion homeostasis; calcium import into the mitochondrion. NCBI's taxonomy places the organism in Eukaryota, Metazoa, Chordata, Mammalia, Rodentia, Sciuridae. The record is from RefSeq and is a predicted model, not a curated record. Gene Ontology annotation, cellular component: uniplex complex. Gene Ontology annotation, molecular function: calcium ion binding.
GCAAAGAUGGCGGCGGCUGCGGGGAGAAGCGCUCGGCUAGCGGCCUGGGGCGGAAGGUUGCGGCAGGGACUCGCUGCCAGCCGCCGAGCCGUGCCAAGCCCUGGCCCCUUGGUAGCAGCAGUGGCCGGCGUGACCCUGGCAGGGGCAGGAGCGGCCUGGCAUCACGGCCGCCUGAAUGUCGCGGCACGCGACAGCAGCCUCCCCGCCUUAGCACAGAAAAAUGUUGACUGUGGAGCAAUAGAAAAACUGUCUCUUCGUAAACAGCGGUUCAUGCAGUUUUCUUCACUAGAACAUGAAGGAGAAUAUUAUAUGACACCACGAGACUUCCUCUUUUCAGUAAUGUUUGAGCAAAUGGAACGUAAAACUUUAGUCAAGAAGCUGGCAAAAAAGGAUAUCGAGGAGGUACUGGCAGGAAUCCGUACAGCUAAUUGUGGAUCAACUUUUUUUAGAGACCUUGGUGAUAAAGGGCUAAUUUCGUAUACUGAGUAUCUUUUCUUGCUUACAAUCCUCACUAAACCUCAUACUGGGUUUCAUGUUGCUUUUAAAAUGCUAGAUGCAGAUGGCAAUGAGAUGAUUGAGAAAAAGGAGUUUUUUAAGCUACAGAAGAUCAUAAGUAAACAAGAUGACUUAAAGACAAUGAAAACUAAUGAAAUAGACUGUCAGGAACAAGUAAUGAAAGAACCUGAAAUUAACACAACCCUUCAGAUGUACUUCUUUGGAAAAAGAGGAGAAAGAAAACUUCACUAUAAAGAAUUUCGAAGAUUUACAGAAAAUUUACAAACAGAGAUUCAAGAAAUGGAAUUCCUUCAGUUUUCUAAAGGUUUGAGUUUCAUGAGAAAAGAAGACUUUGCAGAGUGGCUACUUUUUUUCACUAACACUGAAAAUAAAGACGUUUAUUGGAAAAACGUUAGAGAGAGGUUGUCAGCAGGAGAGAGCAUUAGUUUGGAUGAGUUCAAGUCAUUUUGCCAUUUUACAACCCACUUGGAAGACUUUGCUAUUGCCAUGCAAAUGUUUAGCUUAGCUAAUCGACCUGUCAGACUAGCGGAGUUUAAGAGAGCUGUAAAAGUAGCAACAGGACAAGAGCUCUCAAACAAUAUUUUGGACACGGUCUUCAAGAUCUUUGAUUUGGAUGAUGAUGAAUGCCUUAGCCAUGAAGAGUUUCUUGGGGUGUUAAAAAACAGGAUGCAUCGAGGUUUAUGGGUGCCACAACAACAGAGUAUACAAGAAUACUGGAAAUGUGUGAAAAAAGAAAGCAUUAAAGGAGUAAAAGAAGCCUGGAAACAAGCUGGAAAAGGCCUUUUUUAAAUUAAAAUAAUAAUAAGGCAAUUAUAUUGCUCCAAAUGUCAAAAUUUGAUAUUUUUUAAAAAAUACUUGCUGCUCUUCCUUUUAAGUCUUCACUGAUUUCCUUUGUAAUAUAGAGAUGCCAUAUAUUUGCUCUCUAAUUCAAUAAUUUCUUGAUAUGUUUUCAGAAAAGAACUUUUUAGGAAGGAAAAUAUUGUUUUAUAAAAUCAGAUAUUGGAUUCUGUCCAAAGACCUAAUUCCAAGUAACAUUUAGUGCUUUGGGAAGAUGGAAAAGCUUACUUCUUCACUGAUUCUUUAGACACAAAAGCAUGAUACGCUUUCUGGAAGAGUGGAUAAGUGCUUAUGGGAAAAAAGUACUUGAUUCACAAGGCCAGUGUUGAUUUCAGAAGUUGUGAUGUUCCUAAUAGGGUAAAUGAAGUUAAAACUUGAGACUUUUCUCAUUUGCAUCGUAUCUCAUGUCUGUUUUAUUUCAGUUAGCUGUACAUUUGGUGUCUUUAAAAUAACAUGUAAAAAAUGUUUGUAUCUUAUAUCUGGAAGCAGAAUAAAAUAUUCACACAUACAAAA